CUCUCUCGCUCUCUGCUUUCUCUGUUUCUUUCUCAGAAGAAGUUGUUGUUUUUAUUUCUGUUAAUCAAUGGAAUCCAAUUCGUUUUUCUUCGGUCCAUCUGCUUCGCAUGGCAACAACAUGUUCUUCCUUGGGAAUCUCAAUCCCGUCGUCCAAGGAGGAGCAAGAUCGAUGAUGAACAUGGAGGAAACAUCAAAGCGAAGGCCCUUCUUUAGCUCCCCUGAGGAUCUCUACGACGAUGACUAUUACGACGACCAGUUGCCCGAAAAGAAGCGUCGCCUCACUACCGAACAAGUGCAUCUGCUGGAGAAAAGCUUCGAGACAGAGAACAAGCUUGAGCCAGAACGCAAGACUCAGCUUGCCAAGAAGCUUGGUCUACAGCCAAGGCAAGUGGCUGUCUGGUUUCAGAAUCGCAGAGCUCGUUGGAAAACAAAACAGCUCGAGAGAGACUACGAUCUUCUCAAGUCCACUUACGAUCAACUUCUCUCUAACUACGACUCCAUCGUCAAGGACAACGAUAAGCUCAGAUCCGAGGUUACUUCCCUGACCGAAAAGCUCCAGGGCAAAGAAGAGACAGCUAAUGAACCACCGGGUCUAGUGCCCGAACCAAACCAACUCGAUACGGUAUACAUAAACCCGGCAGCAAUCAAAACCGAGGACCGGUUAAGUUCAGGGAGUGUUGGGAGCGCGGUACUAGACGAAGACGCACCUCAACUACUAGACAGUUGUGACUCUUACUUCCCAAGCAUCGUACCCAUCCAAGACACCAACGCCAGUGAUAAUGACAAUGACCGGAGCUGUUUCGCCGACGUCUUUGUGCCCACCACUUCACCGUCGCACGAUCACGGUGAAUCAUUGGCUUUCUGGGGAUGGCCUUAAAAAACCAGUCGAUAAUAAAUAUAUUUCAUGUGUGUUUUAUUAAGUACAACAGUCGUCUUGUUGUUUCCAUGUUGACGAUAAUCGUGGACUCGUGGAAUAAUUCCGCAGUUCAACA
Molecule: messenger RNA, 992 nt
Organism: Arabidopsis arenosa
Lineage: Eukaryota; Viridiplantae; Streptophyta; Magnoliopsida; Brassicales; Brassicaceae
Source: the annotation of a GenBank genome assembly